AAGAAAAAGAUUUAUUUGAAAUUUUCUGGUUACUUAUUUUUCCGGUUUGCUAAUUUAAGAAAAGACAGAGACGAAAGAUGGGAGCUAAUCAGUCUGCAGUGUAUGCAAGGAAUGAAGCUAAUGAAUUGUUCACGCCUCAGAAGUCCGGGCAGGUCUUGACAUUCCAUUCCUCUUCUAAAUGGAGAAGCCAUUUUCAGUCCUCCAGACAAACAAAUAAGCUGAUGGUCAUUCAUUUUACGGCGGCAUGGUGUGGACCUUGUCGUACCAUGGAACCAGUCAUUCGUGACUUUGCUGCUAAGUAUGUUGGUGUGGAAUUUAUCCAGAUUGAUGUAGAUGAGCUGGAAGCAGUGGCUCGGGAGUAUGCUGUGCAGGCAUUGCCAGCAUUCAUACUGAUAAAGAAGGGAAAAACAGUUGAUAAGGUUGCUGGAGCGGAAAAGGCAGCACUCCAGAACAAGAUUGAGAAGUGCAUGUUCUACUUCUAGUUUAUAGAACUACAAGUAAACACAAAAUAAGCAGAGGAGUGAAAUUCGUGCUGUUUGAAAUAAAGAUCUCUUCCGACCAAGCCAAUAUUCGAUGAUUUGUAAUAAGAUUCUCAUGUACCAAGUUCAACUUUUGAUAACCUUUUGUAAAUUUUUGCAUUUCU
Molecule: messenger RNA, 643 nt
Organism: Daucus carota subsp. sativus
Lineage: Eukaryota; Viridiplantae; Streptophyta; Magnoliopsida; Apiales; Apiaceae
Product: thioredoxin H2
Exons: 3
Coding region: 78-482 (134 amino acids)
Source: RefSeq, a predicted model, not a curated record